AUGCUCGUCGAAGAAACAGGAACGGGUGAAUCGGAUCGCGUGUAUCUCAAUAAACAAUUCCAAACUCUUCAAGAACGUUGGAACAAAUUUUUCCCCCUACAAGAAAAAAUAGAACGAAUUAAUCCUACAGAUGUAGAACAAGAUGAAGGUUUACACAUGGAAGAUAGAUAUUAUCAAAUCAUCGCGAAGGUUAGCAAUAUAUUGCCGAACUUGCAACGCGACACCUCAUCUACCACGACGGUAUCAGAUCCUGAAGCAAGCAUCUCAGUACCCAGUUCUUCAAAUAUUCCGGUGAGGUUACCACAAAUUCAGCUAAGUAACUUCGACGGAAAUCAUGAAGACUGGGCGCCCUUUUACGACAUGUUUACCGCGCUCAUUCACGAGAACAAAGAUCUAACUCUAGUGCAAAAAUUUCAAUAUUUACGAUCUGCACUUAAAGGAAGAGCUCUCAAAACCAUAGAAUCAUUAGAAAUAACCGGACGAAAUUACGAGGAUGCCCUAACAAUGCUGAACAAAAAUUAUGAUCGGAAACGGCAGGUAAUUGAAAGACACUGGAUUGCUCUUAGCGAAUUUCCACGUGUCGCAAAGGAAUCAUCCGGAUCGUUAGAAGAAUUAGUGGAUGCCUUUCGACAACAUCUCCGAGCGAUCGAAAAUAAGGGUCAAUCCGUAAAGACGUGGAGCAUCCCCAUAAUUCAUCUCAUUCGGUCAAAAAUCAACGUAUCGUUAAUGACAGAAUGGGAGCUAUCGAUAAAAACUAACGAAGUUCAAUCAUACACCGACUUACUCGAUUUCCUUGAAGCUCGAGCGAAUUGCUCAGAACAUACCUUGACCGCGCCAAAGACCACAACCUCGAACCCAAGGGCCAUAAACUCUCGAAACUUUAAGCCAGGUACGGCGCGUCGCGAACGACAGGGAACGCACCUCCGCGGUCAAAGUUUCGUUACAACGACGAACGCUUCUUCAACCAAACCAACGUGCCCCAUAUGCAACCAAUCUCAUAAAGUUUAUGGUUGCGAGGACUUUCAAAAAAUGACAACUCAAGAGCGGAUCCAAGCUGUAUCGAAGGCGGAACUCUGCAUGAAUUGUCUAGGAAGGCAACAUUCGGCAAAAACCUCUUCAGAAACCGAAGUAUCACGAACUCCGCAGCCCAGCUCUGCAUCAUCAUCUAACACAGUCGCCGAUCAAUUGAUUGCAACUGCGAAAAUUCUUGUGUUGGAUAACUCUGAACGACUCAUAUCGUGUAGAGCCGUUCUCGACACAGCUUCGUCGAUUAAUCUCAUCACUGAAACCUUAGCAAACGAACUCAACUUGCCGAAAGGGACGUGCUCCGUUCCCAUCGGCGCUGUAGAUGGUAUGUCAACCAUUUCUCACUACGUGAUCCAAGCCACAAUCCAAUCUCGGAUUACCGGAUACAAGAAGACUCUUGACUUCUUCAUUGUUCCCCAAAUUAGCUCACUCACGCCUCCAGAACAUGUCGAUUGCUCCUCUAUAGUGAUCCCAAAAAACAUUCGGAUGGCUGAUCCUGAUUUUGACAAACCAGCUCCACUACAGAUCUUGUUGAGCGCAGGUCCCUCUAUGGCCACGCUCUCAAUCGGGACAAUCCGUCUCUCAUCAACUCAGGACCCAGAUCUUUAUCUACAAAAAACCUUACUUGGUUGGGUCAUCGUGGGUAAUAUCUCUUCCCAUACAAUAAUCGAUCAGCAAACAAGCAGCGCUACCUGCAACACGUUGAAACUACAGGAGGAUAUGAGCAGGUUCUGGGAGCUGGAAGAAGGCCCCGUCACCAAAUAUCUCUCCGCAGAAGAACAAUCGUGUGAAGAUCAUUUCACAAAACAUGUAUCUCGCAAUCCUAGCGGACGUUACGUCGUAGCCCUACCUUUCAACGAAAAGAAAAACCAGCUCGGAUUAUCCAAAGAUCUCGCUCUUCGACGUCUCCAAACUCUCGAACGACGCUUCGCCAAGGACGCUCAUUUCAAACAGCAAUAUACCGAGGUCAUUGAAGAGUAUAUAAAUCUCGGACACAUGACAAGGGUACCAUCUAACGACGAAGAAGGAUUUUAUCUCCCACAUCACGCUGUCAUCAAGGAAACCAGUCAAACCACGAAGGUACGAGUAGUGUUCGAUGGUUCCGCUAAAUCAACCACAGGGAUAUCGCUGAACGAAUGUCUCAUGACUGGACCAACUAUUCAAGACGAUCUUCUUACCUUAAUCCUACGUUUUCGACUUCACAACUACGUCUUAACAGGAGACAUCGAGAAAAUGUAUAGGCAAUGUCUUGUUCGACCGGAGGAUAGGAAAUAUCUACGAAUUCUCUGGAAGGAAAACGACGGUUCAAUCGCUACGUUCGAGCACAACACUGUGACGUUCGGACUCACGUCAGCCCCAUUUCUCGCGAUAAGAACCAUAGCUCAACUAGUUGAAGACGAAGGUCAGGACUUUCCAGCAGCAUCCCAGGCCUUAAAAAAUGCUCUGUAUGUCGAUGAUCUGCUAACAGGUGCACCAACAAUCGAAGAAACUAUUAACUUGAGGAACGAAGUUGUCGCUCUACUAAAACGAGGAGGCUUCAACUUACGCCAAUGCGCUUCGAACGACAUACGUGUGUUAGAAGGCUUGCCCGCAACCAAAGUAAAUCUACAACUUCUAGCCGGUGAUGAUCCGAAUCUCAAAACUCUGGGCGUAUAUUGGAAUUCCGAAACAGAUAAUCUGAUAUACACCGUCAAACCUAUAAACCUUUCAUCACGCUUUACAAAAAGGACAAUCUUCUCCGAAACUGCGCAAAUCUUCGAUCCCUUAGGAUUGGUAAAUCCAGUCAUUGUUCAUGCUAAGCUGAUAAUGCAAGAACUUUGGCGAAUGAAACUCGAUUGGGACGAAUCCAUUUCUACAUGGCUUCAUACCAAAUGGACCGAGUUCGCAGGGCAACUCAACCUGCUUAACCAAUUAUCAUUUCAUCGAAACCUUCUUCAUAAAAAUGCGAAGGAUAUCCAAGUACAUGGUUUUUGUGACGCUUCAGAAAAGGCUUAUGGAGCCUGUAUUUAUCUCCGAUCAGACAAUGGUAACACCCAGGUAUCCUUGUUCUGUGCCAAAUCAAGAGUGGCCCUCAUAAAAACGGUACAAACUAUACCAAGACUCGAAUUAUGCGCAGCGCAAUUACUCGUAGACUUGUACGAGAAUAUCAAAUCAACUCUCUCGGUACCGAUCAGUAAAACAAUAUUCUGGUCAGACUCGUCAAUUACGUUGAACUGGUUAAAUACAUCUCCACAUGUAUUAAAAACCUUCGUGGCAAAUCGAGUUGCAAGCAUCCAAUCACGAGCGAAGUCGGUAGAAUGGAGACACGUCCGAACAAAGGACAAUCCCGCCGAUGCUUUAUCUCGCGGACAAUUACCGACCGAAUUUACAAAAAACAGUCUUUGGAUGCACGGUCCAGCCUGGCUGACAGAGGAUGAAACUCAAUGGCCGUCGAUUACACUGAACGUAGCACAGGAAAUUCCAGAAUUACGUAAUGCAACCUGCCUUAUCAUCACCGGAGGAGACUCGAUGCUUGAACGAUACAGUACGUUUACGGAGCUACAAAGAGUCACCGCUUAUUGUCUGCGAUUUAGAAACCGAAGAACAGGUCCUCUCAUAGUAGACGAACUAAGAACAGUUACUCUACGCAUUAUCGCAUGGAUACAAAGAAUCUGCUUCGCAUCUGAGCUACACGAUCUGCAACGAGGUCGUCCAAUUAAUUCAAAGAGUUGUCUAACACCUUUAGAUCCUGGGAUUGAUGAAGACGGAGUCAUAAGAGUCGGCGGUCGUUUAAAUCAUUCAUCUCUCUCGUAUAAUCAGAAGCAUCCCAUAAUUUUACCAAAAAACCACAAGAUCACAGAACUCAUCAUCCGGAAGGAACACAUCUCAGGCCUCCAUGCCGGUACUCAAGCUACACUCUACAACCUCCGAAAAAACUACUGGAUCAUCGAUGGACGACGACAAAUAAGCAACGUAAUCCAACACUGUGUGACCUGUGCCAAACUGAAUCCUCGUCCAAUCAAUUACAAAAUGGGUCAACUGCCAAACGUCCGGGUAUCAGAAGCUAGACCAUUUAUUCAUUCAGGCGUAGAUUAUUGCGGUCCAUUCUUCAUCAAAGAAAAACGUGUACGAAAUCAAAACAAAGUCAAGGCCUACAUAGCUGUUUUCACAUGUUUAGCCACAAAGGCAGUUCACAUAGAAUUAGUGAGCGAUCUUACCACCGAUGCCUUUAUUGCCGCACUACGACGUUUUACUGCCAGACGCGGCCGCUGUAAUUCUAUGUACUCAGACAAUGGCACAAACUUUGUUGGGGCUAAAAACGAAAUCCAGGAAAUACAGACCCUAAUACGUUCAUCGGAGCAUAACGAAAAGGUGCAAAACCAUUUAUCAGAAAAGGAAAUCACUUGGCACGUUAAUCCUCCAUAUUCACCGCAUUUUGGAGGAAUCUGGGAAGCCGUCGUCAAGUCGUUCAAACGGCAUUUUUUGCGUGUAGUUGGCACUGAAACCCUCACUUUCGAACAACUGACUACUCUUGCAACCGAAAUCGAAGCAAUUCUUAAUUCUCGCCCAUUAACUCCUCUAUCCUCUGACAUUAACGACCUUCUCCCUCUCACUCCUGCACAUUUUCUGAUUGGUGACACGAUGACAAGUUUACCCCAACAGGAUUUCUCGGAGAUUCCACCCAACCGUCUCUCCAUCUGGCAAAAUAUUCAAAGGAUGAGACAGUCAUUCUGGGAUAGAUGGCACAAGGAAUAUCUGUCGGAACUCAACGCCCAUUACCGAUGGACCACCGGGUGUCACGCCAUCAAGGAAGGCUCCUUCGUUCUCAUCAGGGACGAUAACCUUUCACCCAUGCAGUGGCGCAUGGGCCGCGUAACAACAAUCCAUCCAGGAGCAGACGGCGUGAUCCGCGUCGUCUCCAUCAGAACAGCGAAAGGGGUGGUCGAUCGGGCCGUAUAG
This is a messenger RNA of Neodiprion fabricii, 4965 nucleotides long. RefSeq lists its product as uncharacterized. The coding region runs from base 1 to 4965 and encodes 1654 amino acids. Gene Ontology annotation, molecular function: nucleic acid binding. The transcript is spliced from 2 exons. The record is from RefSeq and is a predicted model, not a curated record. Gene Ontology annotation, biological process: DNA integration. NCBI's taxonomy places the organism in Eukaryota, Metazoa, Arthropoda, Insecta, Hymenoptera, Diprionidae.